This is a messenger RNA of Dipodomys spectabilis (banner-tailed kangaroo rat), 1612 nucleotides long. It is a transcript of the gene Slc25a35, whose product is annotated as solute carrier family 25 member 35. The transcript has 5 exons. The record is from RefSeq and is a predicted model, not a curated record. Bases 281 to 1183 code for a protein of 300 amino acids. NCBI's taxonomy places the organism in Eukaryota, Metazoa, Chordata, Mammalia, Rodentia, Heteromyidae.
CACCUCCUUCCUGACUUCUGCCCUUCCUUGACUCCACAGCUCUUGACCGCCAGGGACCCGUCAUAACCUCGCCAGACUCUCCUACACUCCUCUCUCUCUCUAAGCCAGUUUCUGACUCCCGAAUUCGAACUAACCCUUCACUCCUUGACGUUUGACCCUGACACUUAACUUGAAACCUCUAAAUUCUUACUUCUUGCAGCCUGGGCUGCAGAAACCAAGUCUUCCCCUGACUUCAAGCCUGCUCCCUUGCUUCCCUUUGCUGGCCAACUGCUGUCCCACCAUGGACUUCUUGAUGAGCGGUCUAGCAGCCUGUGGGGCCUGUGUGUUCACCAAUCCCCUGGAGGUUGUAAAAACCAGAAUGCAACUGCAGGGAGAACUGCAGGCCCCGGGCACCUACCAACGACACUACCGCAAUGUCUUCCACGCUUUCUUCACUAUCGGCAAGGUGGAUGGCCUGGCUGCACUACAGAAAGGCCUGGCGCCUGCGCUCUUAUACCAAUUCCUGAUGAAUGGCAUCCGCCUAGGCACCUAUGGGCUAGCUGAGGCUAAGGGCUACCUGCACACAGCUGAUGGCACCCUGAGUCCUGUCCACAGCGCAGCAGCUGGGGCCCUGGCUGGAAUCAUGGGAGCCUAUCUGGGGAGUCCCAUCUACAUGGUGAAGACGCACUUACAGGCACAAGCAGCCUCUGAAAUUGCCGUAGGGCACCAGUAUAAGCACCAGGGCAUGUUUCAGGCACUAACGGACAUUGGCCAGAAACAUGGUCUGAUGGGGUUAUGGCGUGGGGCCUUGGGAGGCCUGCCCAGAGUUGCCGUCGGUUCCUCUACCCAGCUGUGCACCUUCUCAUCCACCAAGGACCUCUUGAGCCAGUGGGAGAUCUUUCCUCCCCAGAGCUGGAAAGUGGCUCUGGCCGCUGCCAUGGUGAGUGGCAUUGCAGUAGUCAUGGCCAUGACACCAUUCGAUGUGGCCAGUACCAGGCUCUAUAACCAACCCACAGAUGCUCAUGGCAAGGGCCUCAUGUACCGGGGAAUCCUGGACGCUCUGCUGCAGACAGCUCGGACAGAGGGCAUUUGGGGCAUGUACAAGGGUAUAGGUGCUUCCUACUUCCGCCUUGGGCCCCACACCAUCCUCUCCCUCUUCUUCUGGGACCAGCUGCGCUUUCUCUACCACACAUACACUAAAUAACAGCGGCUCUCGCACGUGCCACCAAAUUGACACUUUCUCACAUACUUUUGCCUCUACUACUAUGCCUUGGUGACUAUAAACCACGUGUCUUUUCAUCCGCCUAAGCGGGAGAGCCAACCCCACCCUCUACCUAUUCUCUCAGAGUUGAAUCACUCCAAGUAGUAGUUUCCUUUCUUUCUUUGGGUGUUGUUGCUUUAAACCUUCCCAUUCAACCCCUUGUAUCCUCCGCACCCGUCUCAGGGCUGAACCAGUCACUCCAAAGUGAUUUCUUCCCUGUUUCCACUGCCAGCCUUAGGUUCCUCUUGUUCCCACGCACAGCUUUAAAACUUUACCAUCCAAGACCAAAGGGAACUGAGAAGAACCAGGUGUCCUGUUAGAUUCAAAGGCACAAUCAUGAUAUUGGUUAUAAAGCAAGUUUAUUUCUGCAGA